AUGAAUACACGUACAGGGGACAUGGUCGAGGGGGACGGCGAGCAGUACCAGCCGUUGGAAUCGGAUAUGGCGAGACCUGUGAAUACCAGCAGCAGCAGUAGUGACGGCGAGGGGACCCCAAGAGGCACAAGGGAACAUCAGGAUCGAGCAACAACGGCAGGGAACACGGGCCAGGAACACCAGUCGUCCAUGGAGAUGUACCUCUACAGCCAACUGAACGGGUCCAUCGAGGACACUGCGGCUACUCCACCGCGCGGUGACGGUGACCGUGGCACUGACGGUAAAGUUGCUACCACGACUACCCCUGGUGAGCAGAGACUAGAUCUCGAUACACAACAGGGCAGCACGCAGGGACAACGGUCCAGAGAGCAAAGCUACGGGCCUCUAGCGGAGAUUGGACCCUUGGCUAUCGAGAACGCACAACCGGGGGUCAUGGGUGACGACAUACCAGUGUUGCCCCUGCCAGAGGACUCAGGUCAAACAGAUACAGUCGCGGGAGCAGAGGACGUACAGCCUACUGAACAACCGUUCUACGUCAACGCCAAACAGUACUAUCGAAUACUCAAGAGACGGUUCGCAAGGGCUAAACUAGAGGAGAACCUCAGGAUAUCAAGGGAACGAAGACCGUACUUGCACGAGUCUCGACAUAAACACGCCAUGAGAAGACCCAGAGGGCAGGGGGGCAGGUUCCUUACUGCUACAGAGAUCGAACAACUCAGGACAAAGGAGAAGGGGAAACAUGGCAGUCUCGCCAAAUCAACGUCCCAUUGA
This is a messenger RNA of Huiozyma naganishii CBS 8797, 771 nucleotides long. RefSeq names its product transcription activator HAP2 (gene HAP2). Lineage: Eukaryota; Fungi; Ascomycota; Saccharomycetes; Saccharomycetales; Saccharomycetaceae. Gene Ontology annotation, molecular function: RNA polymerase II cis-regulatory region sequence-specific DNA binding; DNA-binding transcription factor activity, RNA polymerase II-specific. The transcript has a single exon. Gene Ontology annotation, biological process: regulation of transcription by RNA polymerase II. The record is from RefSeq and is a predicted model, not a curated record. Gene Ontology annotation, cellular component: CCAAT-binding factor complex. Bases 1 to 771 code for a protein of 256 amino acids.